Penicillium taxi is the source of this 1590-nucleotide messenger RNA. RefSeq names its product conidial pigment biosynthesis oxidase Abr1/brown 1. The record is from RefSeq and is a predicted model, not a curated record. Gene Ontology annotation, molecular function: ferroxidase activity; copper ion binding. Lineage: Eukaryota; Fungi; Ascomycota; Eurotiomycetes; Eurotiales; Aspergillaceae. The coding region runs from base 1 to 1590 and encodes 529 amino acids. The transcript has 3 exons. Gene Ontology annotation, cellular component: high-affinity iron permease complex. Gene Ontology annotation, biological process: reductive iron assimilation; cellular response to iron ion starvation.
AUGUGGUUCGGGAUAGUCACUCUUUUGGCGGGCAUCUUGCUCGAUCACGCAUUCGCUAAAGAUGUUUACUUUGAUUGGCAUAUCACUUGGGUGAAUGUCGCCCCUGACGGAUACGAAAGAGCGGUAAUUGGAAUCAAUGGAGAAUGGCCCUGUCCACAGAUCGACUUAGAUCUAGGGGACAGACUCAUUGUUGACGUUACCAAUGAUCUCGGAAACCAAACGACUGGCAUCCAUUGGCAUGGAUUGCACCAAUAUAUGACUGGCUAUAUGGACGGAGCUCCUGGAGUGACGCAAUGCCCUAUUCCUCCAGGCAAAAAGAUGCGCUAUGAAGUCAAUGUGAAUCAAACUGGCACAUACUGGUACCAUUCCCACAAGAUGGGUCAAUAUCCAGAUGGCCUCCGUGGACCGCUCGUCGUUAAGGAACCUAACCCCGGCUUCGAAUAUGACGAUGAGUUCACCAUCACGCUCUCAGAUUGGUAUCAUCAGCAGAUGACUCCAUUGUUGGACGAAUACUAUGCCGACAAUAGCCCUGCCACCGGAGGCUUAGAGCCGCUCCCUGAUAACCAGCUGAUCAACGAUGCUGUGAAUACGACCUUUCCGGUGCAGCCGGGUAAGACUUACCUCGUUCAUCUUAUCGCUCUUGGAAACUGGCCCGGCUUUGCAGUGGUAUUCGAUCAGCAUGAGAUGACAGUCGUCGAAGUGGACGGUGUCUUUGUCGACCCAUUCCCUCUCGGUGACCGAAAUCUUCGGCUCGCAACCGGCCAACGCACUAGCGUUUUGAUUACAACGAAGAACGAUACGAGCCAGAACUAUGCUUUCUUGUCCAUCUUGGAUGUCAACAUGAUGUUCAUAUACGAGAACCGGACCGUCCCUGAUGGAUACAUCACCAACUCUACUGCGUGGUUGGUCUAUGACGAAACCAAACCACUGCCUAUUGCUCCAGUGAUUCCCGAAUUUGAUUUUGUUGAUGAUUUGGAGUUCGUGCCUGCUGAUCACGAGCCACUGCUUGAGCCCGUGGAUCACCAAAUCAUCAUGGACUUCAACUCUGCCUCCGUGGCUGGUGGUCUUGUACGAUUCGUGGUCAACAACCACACCUAUUAUGAGCAGGACACCCCCACCCUGUACACUGCCCUGAUGGAACAAUCAUAUGGGAAAGACAAUGUGUCCGCAUAUGGAGAGGUCAACCCAUACGUGGUCAACUAUGGCGAUGUGGUUGAGAUCGUGCUCAAUGACCACCACAACAAUAUCCACCCAUGGCAUCUUCACGGUCACCAAUUCCAGGUCCUUCAGCGGACAGUACCAUAUGGCGGCUAUUUCGAUGGGUACUUCGCCAAUGUCUCAGCCACACCAGUGAAACGCGACACGUUGAUGGUGCAGCAACAAGUUUGGCUGUUCCAUUGCCAUAUUGAAUGGCAUGUGGCCAAGGGCAUGGUCACCACCAUCAUCGAAGCCCCUGACCGCUUGCAGGAUCUUCAUAUCCCCUCGGACAACCAGCAGAUCUGUGGAAACUACCCCUUGUCUCAGAAGAAGUCCAAGUCCAAGCGGAAGUCUAUGUCCCCGGUCAAGUCCACAAAAUCCAAGAAGCCUUGA